AGACAAAGAAACACCAGUUAAACAAAAUAUUUUACUGUAAUGUUCACGGAAUCUAUAAUUUCUUAUAAACAAGUCGCUAAAAUGUCUCUACUUACUGCUUGAACUGUGUAAACUACAUGUUGCUAGGAGACAGGGUCGUUUGUUUUCGGCUGGCGGAUUGAUGCGUUAAUUAGCGCACCUAGCCGCCACAGGUGUGCGUUUGUUUGGUCUACAACCGUCUCCAAUGUGACCCAGCCAAUCAGAGGAGAGGACGGGCAUAACACCGGAACUACCGCGCGGAGCCUUUACUUGAGCCCAAAAGCACAAUGGCGACCGUAACCUCCAGCAGACCGUACCACAUUAUCGUCUUCGGUGCCUCGGGGUUCACCGGGCAGUUCGUGGUGGAGGAGGUGGCCCGGUGCGCGGCAGAGGGUCCCGGCGGCUGUCUGAAAUGGGCUGUGGCCGGGAGGAGCAGACCGCGCCUGGAGGACGUGCUGAGCCAAGCCGCCCAGAGGCUGUCGAUGCCAGAGUUGAGAACAGACAUUGAAAUCAUUGUCGCCGAUGUGUCCAUAGAGGAAUCAUUGGCCAUGAUGUGCCAACAAGGCCUGGUAGUUCUCAACUGUGUGGGACCAUACAGAUUUUAUGGUGAGCCAGUGGUCAAAGCUUGCAUAGAAAAUGGAGCGCACUGCAUUGACAUCUGUGGGGAGCCUCAGUUCCUGGAGCGCAUGCAGCUAGAGUACCACAGUAAGGCCAUGGAUAAGGGAGUGUAUGUGAUUGGCAGCUGUGGCUUUGACUCCAUACCAGCUGAUAUGGGCAUUCUCUACACACAAAAGCAGUUCAAAGGAACGCUGACGGCAGUGGAGAGCUUCCUGACUAUUUCCACUGGACCUGAGGGGGGCUCUGGCCACGAUGCCACCUGGCAGUCUGCUGUCUACGGCUUUGCAGACAGCAAGUCUCUUCGCCAGCUGAGGAAGAAGUUUGGCCACAAGCCGCUGCCUGUAGUGGGAGCCAGAGUCAAAAAGAGGGGUUCUGUAUUUUUCAGCAAGGAGAUUGAGCAGUAUGCAAUCCCCUUUGUGGGAUCCGACCCCUCUGUAGUCAGGAGAACCCAGCGUUUCCUUUAUGAGGAGGAACACCAGUCACCAGUGCUAUACAGUGCCUAUGUUGGGGUCGGUGGCCUUUUCUCAGUAGUCAAGCUGUUGUGUGGCGGCCUGCUCUUCUGGUUCAUGGUCAAAUUCAGCCUGGGCAGGAAACUCCUCACCAUGUUUCCGUCUCUCUUCUCAUUUGGCUUGUUCACCAAGUCUGGUCCAACCAUGAAGCAGAUAGAGGACACCUGCUUCAGCAUCAUGUUUUUUGGGGAGGGAUACUCGGAGGGGAAAGAUCCUUCACAGGGCCAGCCCAACGCCAAGAUCUGCACUCAGGUCAUGGGAGCAGAGCCUGGUUAUGUAGCCACACCAGCCACUAUGGUCCAGGCAGCCAUCACCUUGCUGCAUGAACUCCAUUCUCUCCCCAGAAGGGGAGGAGUAUACACUCCAGGUGCUGCCUUCUCUAAAACCAGCCUCAUUGACCGCCUCAACAACCACGGAGUCAAGUUCUUGGUCAGAAGCUACCCGUAGGCCUUCAAUAUUAACCAACAUUACAAUGCUUCAAGUUGACGACCCGGACACUUGGUACUCUCUGUCAGUCGAUCAAAGCUUCCUCAGACCAGUCAGCUUUUCCUGUCAGCUUUUCAUAAGUGUAAUUAUACAGACUAAUUUGACACUCGUGCAUAUGUGAAAAUAAGCAGUGUUAUGGGUUUCUUGGACUAUUUGAGCUUCACGUUUGUUAAACGUAUUAAUCUUACACAACAUACAAAUUAAGAUGUAAACUAAAUUAAAAACUAAUUCUGAAUUUCAGAAGUUUCCAUGAAGCAAUAGCACAGUGAAAAAAAAAAUUACAACUGGCUGGCAAUGAGCCACUACAGUACAUUCUAGUCACUGUGUAUAACAAUUUAAAUAUUGCCUUCAAUCAAAAAUAAGUUGAUCCGUGUUGAAACAUUAUCUAGCUGUUUUUACUUACUGUUAAAAAUCUGUUGUUCUUGUGUUUAGUGUCAUAAAUCUGCACUGAACCUUCUAGCUCAUUAUUCACUGAAAAGUGUGUGUGUGUGUGUGUGUGUGUGUGUGUGUGUGUGUGUGUGUGUGAGAGAGAGAGAGAGAGAGGGACACAUUCCCUUCCAUAUAAUGCUCUUGUGGUUUUAUGUCACAUGGUUUUGAAUCAGAUUAAGUGAUAUUACCUUAAAGUACUCUCAGUCUUUGUUCUUUAUGAGUAGGUUUAAAUUCACAAAAGAAUAAAACCUAAUUUAUUGUUUA
This is a messenger RNA of Myripristis murdjan (pinecone soldierfish), 2324 nucleotides long. RefSeq names its product saccharopine dehydrogenase b (gene sccpdhb). Gene Ontology annotation, cellular component: lipid droplet; plasma membrane; mitochondrion. The coding region runs from base 306 to 1592 and encodes 428 amino acids. The transcript has 12 exons. Gene Ontology annotation, biological process: glycolipid biosynthetic process. The record is from RefSeq and is a predicted model, not a curated record. Lineage: Eukaryota; Metazoa; Chordata; Actinopteri; Holocentriformes; Holocentridae.